CGCACUGCUGCUUCUCCGCGUCGAUCGACCGACCGAAAAAUCGAUUACACCGUCGGCAAGAGUUUUGAGUAGUGAAACAAUGGAUGAUGAUCGACUCAGUGAGUUACCUGACUCGUUAAUCCUCUCCAUUCUUUCGUUGUUAAAUAUGAAAGACGUGGUUAUGACAACCUUUCUCUCCAAAGGAUGGAAAAAUCGAUGGACCACUGUCCCCAGCCUUGAUUUUGGCAUUCCUUUCACCCGUAAUAAGUGGGUUGAAUAUUCAAAGUUUGUUUCUGGGGCUCUUGCACAAUGGAAAGGUACCAAGAUUCUGGACUUCACCAUAUACUUCUCCUCCUCCUCUUAUUAUCCUUCAUCUUGUGAUAUUGAUUCGUGGCUGCUUUUGGCGAUCGAAAAACAAGUGGAAAAGCUAAUUGUAGUUUUCAAAUGUAAACCGCCUGGUGCAUACUUUGUUCCACAGUGUUUGUAUUCAUGCUCAUCAAUUACAGAAUUAUCCCUAUACAAGUGUUCGUUGAAAAUCGAGAGGAAUGUGCAGUGGAAUAAACUCAAGAGAUUAGAAUUUUUAUAUCCGGAUGGAUUGAGUGGCGAUACCAUGAACCAAAUUCUUCUUGGUGCUCCUCUGUUGGAAGAGUUGGUUUUGUGGAGUUUUGAAAUUAGUGAAAACUUCAAUAUCCGAUCUACUAGCUUGAAGAUUCUCGAGAUCAUCGGGUGUGAUGUAAAAGCAGAGGCAGAGCUGAGAAUUUGGGCUCCUGAUGUUUUGAGUUUAGAAAUUUCAGGUGAUGUUUGUGGGAGUUGUUUGCUAUAUGUCCCUUCUUUGACUACUGCAACUCUUUGUUUUGACGACUUCUCAAUUACUCGUGAGGACAUGGCGCCUCUUGAAAUGUUCCAUCAAGUUUUUCGAAGCAUCCGCCAUGUUGAGAAUGUCUCGUUAUCAUAUUGGAGCUUUCAGUUUCUUGUUGACAUGAAGGUGAACGACACGCCUCUUCAAUUCAUGAAUGCUGAGUUUUUAGAACUAUGUGCUUCUAAAGACCACCAGAUGCUUGAUGUUCUUGCUGUUCUUGAGAUGUUUCCUAAGCUGAAGAUGUUAAUUGUUCAUCAAGACUUUCAGAAUGGUUGUGUGCCUAUCAAAGUGGCGUCUGAGAUGAUUUCCCGUAGUCCCUCUCUGUUGCAUCUACAGACAGUUGAGAUUAAUGUUUAUGAAAGUUAUCCCUCAAUAUCUACAUUUGUAAAAUUUUUGUUGGAAAACGCUCACGUGCUUCAAAAGAUGGUGCUUCGAACCAACGGGAAGGAAUAUGAUCAAGAGGCGACUAUUUUGGCUUUAAAGGAGCUCCUGGGAAUGCGGAGAUCUUCCACUUCUGUGAAACUCAUUAUAAACGAGGUCACAUUAUAAUUUAUCAUAUCUACUUCCAGAGGGAUAACUAUGUAGCAGUUGGAACAGGGCAUUUUGAACCAAGCUUGUUUUAAUCAGUGAUGUUAAUUUGGGCUAAUCCUAUCAAUUUAUCCAACUAUAUGAU
This is a messenger RNA of Salvia miltiorrhiza (redroot sage), 1511 nucleotides long. RefSeq names its product F-box/LRR-repeat protein At3g26922-like. The record is from RefSeq and is a predicted model, not a curated record. The transcript is spliced from 3 exons. NCBI's taxonomy places the organism in Eukaryota, Viridiplantae, Streptophyta, Magnoliopsida, Lamiales, Lamiaceae. The coding region runs from base 80 to 1387 and encodes 435 amino acids. Gene Ontology annotation, molecular function: protein binding.